AGUUCAGCGAGAACUCCCAGUUCGUUACAAUGGAUCCCUUCGACAAAGAAGACGAGUACCGCUGCAAUCCGAGGUGUGUGAAGCGAAGCUAGUCACUUGACUCAGAUUCGGACAGACUGACAGAAGAUGAAGAGCUCUCUGAUUCGGACUCAGAAUAUGGAGGAACGAUGAGUCUGGGAAGUAUCGACCUUCAAAAACCAAAAGAUAUUUUGGACGAAGGAAGUUUAAACACGGAAAUCUUAUUUCCAGAGGAGGAAAGACAUGCAAGACACUGGCAACAUUAGACGGCAAAGAGUCCUAAAUCUCAGCAGCGGUGAACAGAUGUCUAUCAGUCCAGGUAUUCCGAACAAAAAACAGAGGGAGUUGGGAACUCUCGAAGAGGUCUGGCAGUUGACAUCUCUGCCAAUAAACGACUCUACUCCACUUGCUCAGCAUAGUCAGGACAUCGGACCAGAGAAACAGGAAUCAGUUAUGGCGCCUUAUCAAAGGAUUCACGCAGAGGGAAAGCAUAGGGAGGAAUCUGUGGUUGUAGGGGGUGAAAAAGUAUUGCCUGAACCUAGUUCACUUCCACGGCUGAAUCAGGAAAUGGGGAUGGGUCUGGCUCAGACUCCAAGAACUGAUACCCAACAGCUGGUCCAUUUGCAAUCAUCUAAGCCACCUUCAGGUCUUUGGGUGCAGGUGGACAAUGCCAAUGCAGGUUAGCAAUCUAUUUGAGACUACAACCUUCAAGUGGCCUAAGAAAAGAGGUAAAGUCUUGUGGAGGUGUGCUAGGGCUGAACUGGUUUGGACUGUUUGGGAAGAAAGAAAUGUCAGGAUCUUUGAUGAGAAGGAGAGGAACGAGAUCAUUGUAUGGGAUUGCUUAAUUAAUAGAGCCAUUAAUUGGGUAAAGACCCUGGAACCCUUUUCCUCAUUCUCUUUUGAUGAUUUAUGGAGAAAUUGGGAAGUGGUUGCCAAAAGCUCUAGUACAAGACCUAAACCGUUUUUUUUUUUUAUGAAUGUACAAGACCUAAACCGUUAGCACAAUUGAAACCUCCUCAAGAGGGUAUCAUUAAGCUCAACUUUGAUGGCUGCAGUUUAGGCAAUCCGGGUCCUUCGGGUGUUGGGGGAGUGUUUAGAAAUACCAAAGGGCUAAUCAUUGCUUUAUAUUCUAGCCCUAUAGGAGUAGGGGACUCAAUCAAUGCAGAAAUUCAAGCAGCGCUACAAGGAGCUGAAUUUUCCAAGGAACUGAACUGUGAACAGUUGUUAAUUGAAGGUGAUUCAAAGUUGGUGAUCAGUGGUUAAAAGAACCAGAAACAGCAGCCUGGUCCUAUAAAGGAGCUUUACAAAGAUUCAAAUGGUUAACGAAAAACAUGUCAGUCCAAUUCCAAUGGGAAAGAAGAUCAGCAAAAGCAAAUGGGUUAGCAGAUUCAUUAGCUAAACAAGGGGUGCAUAGGAAUCAGAUGUUUUGGGCUAAACUGUAAUUUUUGCUCUAACCUGAGGCUGCAUCUCGUGCCUCAUCUUAGGAAUUUUCUCUGUGUAUCUUUUAUGCUUUUUAUCUAUUAAUAAAUUCACUCAUUAUUCAUCAAAAGAAAUUAUUUCACAUCAAAAAGAAAAAAUAGUGGUAGUAGGGAACAUUGGCAUAUGCCUUAGAAGAUAGGCCUACAAAAAAACCCUAGAAGGGCAAGCAAUAACAAUAAAAAGUGGCAUUACAAUACAAAGCUCCCAUAAUGACUCCACGAGAAUAAUCCAAUCCCACAAUACAAAGGGCUCCUACCUCCUCUCCCAUGGCCAUCUCAUAACCCAAAAAAAUUGACCAAUCUAGUAGUCCAAAUAAAUGAGUUGUUAACUUAUUUAAUAGGUAGAUGAAAUUCAUGAGAUGUUAACUAUAGACACUAGUGAUCUAGCCCCUCAUAAAGUGAUAUCAUGAUUAAAAAAAUGUCCAGUCCCAAUCAUGCCACAAUACAUAAAUUUCAAUACAAUAGUUCAAACUAAGGACAAUCUCACUCCUGUCUAGUUACCAAUAUCAUGCCAUAAAUAAAAAAACUAAGCCCAAAUGAAGACCAAUGAAGAAUAUACAUGAUAGAUGCAUUUGUAAGAUGGUCUAUAAAGAAAGAUAUCUGGAAGACCUCUUGCCCUGCAUUCUUGCUUUUUGAUUUCACCUGUUCAUGUAUAUACAUAUAGUAAGAAGCUCCUAGCAUGUUAAUUAUGCAUGAUUACCUUUAUUAACUUAAGACAUUUUCAUUCAAACCUUUCAUUUAUGCAUCUAUGACAUAAUGCAUGUUUUGUCUCUUUUUUUUUUGGAAUUCACAUUCACUUAUUAAAAUAAAAAGCAGUGAAAGGCACAGACUUCAUAGGAAAGACUCUAUAUAAAUAAUA
Molecule: messenger RNA, 2355 nt
Organism: Nelumbo nucifera (sacred lotus)
Lineage: Eukaryota; Viridiplantae; Streptophyta; Magnoliopsida; Proteales; Nelumbonaceae
Source: RefSeq, a predicted model, not a curated record